AUGGCUUCUGCUAUCACACAGUGUUCUACCAGGGAGCUCACCUGCUCGAUCUGCACAGACUAUUUGACAGACCCUGUCACCAUUUGCUGUGGGCACAGAUUUGGUACUCCCUGUCUCUGCCUCUUGUGGGAAGAUACACUAACUCCUAAUUGCUGCCCUGUGUGCAGGGAAAUAUCACAGCAAAUGUACUUCAAACCCAUUACUUUUGCUGAGAAACAAGUUAUUCCUACAAGAGAAUCAGUCCCCUGCCAGUUAUCAAGCUCUGCCAUGCUGAUCUGUAGGAGACACCAGGAAAUCAAGAACCUCAUCUGUGAAACUGAUAGGAGCCUGCUGUGUUUUCUCUGCUCUCAAUCCCCAAGGCAUGCUACUCACAAACACUAUAUGACAAAGGAGGCUGAUGAAUACUAUUGGAAGAAACUCCUGAUUCAAAUGAAGUCCCUCUGGAAAAAAAAACAGAAAAAUCAAAGAAAUCUAAGCAGAGAGACCAACGUGAUCGGAACAUGGGAAGUUUUUAUAAAUUUGCGGAGCAUGAUGAUCAGCGCUGAAUAUCCUAAGGUGUGUCAAUACCUCCGUGAAGAGCAAAAGCACUUAGAGAGCCUGGCAAGAGAUGGCAGGAUAGUUUUUCAGCAACUCAAGAAAAGUCAAACUAGAAUGGCUGAGAUGGGGGUACUCCUGAGAGGAAUGUAUGAGAAACUGAAUGAAAUGAGCUGUAAAGCAGAUGUGAACCUGCCUCAGGAUUUGGGAGACACAAUGACAAGGAAUGAGUUUCUGAUGCUGGCCAUGCCUCAGCCUGUGAACCCACAGCUCAGUGCAUGGACCAUCACUGGGAUGUCAGAAAGGCUUAACUUCUUCAGAGUGUAUAUCACCUUGGAUCAUAAGAUAUGCAGUAAUCACAAGCUUCUGUUCGAAGACCUGAGGCAUUUGCAGUGCAGCCUUGAUGAUACAGACACGUCCUGUAAUCCAAUAAGUACACAGUAUACUUCUUCAUGGGGAGCUCAGAUCCUCGCCUCUGGCAAACAUUACUGGGAGGUGGAUGUGAAAGACUCUUGUAAUUGGGUGAUAGGACUUUGCAGAGAAGACUGGACAAAGAGGAAUGACAUGCGACUUGACUCUGAGGGUAUCUUUCUACUCCUGUGUCUUAAAGUGGAUGACCAAUGCAGUCUCUUCUCUACCUCCCCACUGUUACCUCAUUAUAUUCCAAGGCCUCAAGGCUGGCUAGGGGUGUUCCUGGAUUAUGAAUGUGGGGUAGUGAGCUUUGUUAACGUUGCCCGAAGUUCCCUCAUUUGUAGUUUCCUCUCACGCAUCUUCUAUUUUCCUCUCAGACCUUUCAUUUGCCAUGGAUCUAAAUAA
Messenger RNA from Nomascus leucogenys (northern white-cheeked gibbon), 1350 nucleotides. It is a transcript of the gene TRIM77, whose product is annotated as tripartite motif containing 77. Gene Ontology annotation, molecular function: protein binding; zinc ion binding. The record is from RefSeq and is a predicted model, not a curated record. Lineage: Eukaryota; Metazoa; Chordata; Mammalia; Primates; Hylobatidae.